AUGGCAAGCCAUGGUAUACCAAGGGUUGCAACGACUGAACAAAAAUCAAUAGCAGUCCAGGAGAAGGAACGCAAGGACAUUGAAGAAUACAAGGCUUUGGUACAGCUGAUUGAGCUCAAGGCAGAGGUCUUGACCACGACCCUGGGCGACCCGCACCACCCGACUCCUGGGAAGAAUUCUACAAUUCUUGAUUUGAUACAAGCAGAUUUGGAUUUUAUAUUUCCGUUGAUGUUGGGCUGGCCGAAAUGUUAUUGGAUAUGGAAUUAUCGAUUGUGGUUACUGAAGCAAGCAAACGACCGUCUCACUGCAGAUAUUGCGAGAGGACUGUGGCAGCGUGAGCUUGUCUUAGUGGGAAAGAUGUUGACAAGAGAUAGUCGAAAUUUUCAUGGGUGGGGAUAUCGACGCACUGUGGUUUCUCAAUUAGAAGGUCCCAACUUAAACAGUCCAAGCAUGGUCGAAUCGGAAUUUGCAUACACUACAAGAAUGAUUAAUGCCGAGUUGAAAAACUUCUCGGCUUGGCACAACCGGAGUAAACUAAUACUAAGAAUGCUUAAGGAAAGGCAAGCCACCGCGAUUGAAAGGCGGCAAUUCUUAGAUGAUGAAUUUGAUCUUAUUACUAAAGCUAUGUGGAAUGAUGCAUAUCCAUAUGAUCAGUCCGUAUGGUUCUAUCAUCAGUUCCUUAUGUCAAAUCUCACGGAGUCUGUUGGUCACGCAAGCAUAGCCCCAGACUUCUCUCGAGAAGAUCGUAUUGAAUAUAUCAAGAAACAACUUGUCAAUUUAAAAGAUUUCCUUGAUGGCGGUGAAGACUGUAAGUGGGUUUAUGAUGCUUUAUUUGAGUACACACUAGCUGUAUGUGAAAUGGAGGAGCGUUUGCCUGAACGUGAUGAAAUACAAGAUUGCAAGGCCUGGCUUUCAGAACUGAGGAAGCUUGACCCUAUGAGGGCUGGGUUAAAACCGAGCAAAUAUCCUAUUCCCUGUGCUAGCAAAAGUAACGAAGAGCAGAGAGUCUCUGGCCCAUACGAUAUCCAUGAGAAGGCUGAAGCUGGUGUUGAGGAGUGCGAGAAGCAACAGGAAGAAAGAAGUGGACGAUGUUUUGCGGAAGCCGGUGUUUAG
Sclerotinia sclerotiorum 1980 UF-70 is the source of this 1113-nucleotide messenger RNA. RefSeq lists its product as hypothetical. The record is from RefSeq and is a predicted model, not a curated record. Gene Ontology annotation, molecular function: Rab geranylgeranyltransferase activity. Bases 1 to 1113 code for a protein of 370 amino acids. Gene Ontology annotation, cellular component: cytoplasm; Rab-protein geranylgeranyltransferase complex. Gene Ontology annotation, biological process: protein geranylgeranylation. Lineage: Eukaryota; Fungi; Ascomycota; Leotiomycetes; Helotiales; Sclerotiniaceae. The transcript has 6 exons.